Molecule: messenger RNA, 777 nt
Organism: Acanthosepion pharaonis
Lineage: Eukaryota; Metazoa; Mollusca; Cephalopoda; Sepiida; Sepiidae
Source: the annotation of a GenBank genome assembly
AUGUGGAGCACACAGUCAGUUGAUGACAGUUACAACCCUAAUAAUGAUAGCCUGCAAGGAGGUUACAUGGCUGGACGGCCAGGUGGUGAGGAGGACGAAAAGGAAGAUGACCUCUUAAAUGUUGUUCCAGUCACCAUCGCAGAAGUGUUGAAUGCCACUCAAAGCAAAUCUAAAUUCUAUUCAGGAAAAAUUCCUUUGUCGCAUGUGCAAAUCAUUGGAUGGGUGAAAUCAGUUGAGGAGUCGUCCACAAGAUUUGACUAUGAGAUAGAAGAUUACAGUGGUGUACCUUUAACUGUGAAGCAGUUUGUACUCAAUGAGGGCCAGAUGAAUGAAGAUGAAAAGAUGAAACCCUUUCCUGAAAAGACAUAUGUCCGUGCAUGUGGCAAAAUCCGAUCGUUUGGUGGUCAACGCUGUGUUGUGGCAGGUAGAAUUUUUGCAUUGAGCGAUAUGAAUGAGUUGACCACUCACUUGCUGGAAAUUAUUCAUGGCCAUAUGAUGUUCUCUACCAUCCAAGAAACAAAUCAUAAACAGUCAGUUAACAAUAAUGAUUACGAAACAUCAUCUUUCGGAAUUCCUGGCCUUGGACACUUGCAUAACCAGGUUCAUCAGAUUAUAAAAUCCACACCAGAUGAUGAAGGCUGUGACAUCUCCAAAAUCUUUAGGCAGCUUCGUGGAGUCACGGAAAACAACAUCAGAGAUGUGAUAGAGUUCCUCAGUGCUGAAGGUCACAUUUAUUCAACUAUUGAUGAAACACACUUCAAAGCUACCGAUGGCUAA